AUGCAAAAUCAAUCUCAAUCCAUUGCCAAACUUGAGACACAAUUGGGUCAACUCUCCAAUGCCGUAGCUGAAAGAGAAAAAGGAAGAUUUCCUAGCCAACCCGUCCCAAAUCCUAAGGGCCAAUAUGAAGUAGGAGUCCCAAGUCAUAAAGAAGAAGCUAAGUCUAUUUCAACUCUUAGGUCUGGAAAACAAAUUGCCAAACCCGAUUAUACACCUCAAGUUGAAAAAGACCAAAGUGAACCUCAAAGUUCCAACACAAAUGACCUGUCAAAAGAUAAUGAUCAAAUUCUUCCUUCUAUUUCAAAAGCUCAUUUUCCACAAAGAUUACUUCCACUCAGAAAAGGCAACCAAUAUAGUGACAUCUUAGAAGUGUUCAAACAAGUAAGUAUCAACAUCCCCUUCUUAGAUGCCAUUAAACAAAUUCCUGCCUACUCCAAAUUCUUGAAAGACCUUUGCACUGUUAAAAGAAACACUAAUGUUCCAAAAAGGACAUUUUUAACUGAACAAGUUAGAUCCAUAAUUCAAUAUAAAAGCCUUGUGAAAUAUAAAGAUCCUGGUUGUCCAACAAUUUCAUGCAUUAUUGGUGAUCAUUUUAUUAACAAAGCUUUACUUGAUUUAGGAGCUAGUGUGGAUUUAUUGCCUUAUUAUGUUUAUAAGCAACUUGGUCCAGGAGAAUUAAAACCAACUUCUAUAACACUUCAAUUAGUUGAUCGUUCUGUGAAAAUUCCUAGAGGUAUUAUAGAAGAUAUUUUAAUUAAAGUGGAUAAAUUCUAUUUUCCUGUUGAUUUCAUUGUUCUUGAUACUCAACCUGUUGAAAAUGCUCAUGCUCAAAUACCCAUCAAUUUAGGUAGACCAUUUUUAGCUACAUCUAAUGCAAUUAUCAAUUGUCGUAAUGGUGUAUUGAAAUUAUCUUUUGGAAACAUGACUGUUGAAUUAAAUGUUUUUAAUGUUGCUAAAUUUGUUGAAUGUGAGGAAAUACAUGAAGUGAACAUGAUUAACACGGAAAAUAUUUUUGAAAUGGACAUGAAUGAAUCUUUUGAAACUUAUGCAAAAAUGUUUGGAAUGUGCUUAAAUGUUGAUGAUUUUAAUCAUGAUGUCAAUUCUUUGCUUGAGUCUACCCCAUUAAUGGAUAUUGAAGAGUGGAAAGCCAAAAUUGAACCAUGUAUUCCAUUAGAGCAUGUUGAGUCAACUCCUCAACCACCAAAGUUAGAUCUCAAACCUUUGCCUGACACUUUGAAAUAUGCAUUUCUAGGAGAGUCUAACACUUAUCAUGCCAUCAUUGCAUCUGAUUUAGAUGAAAAACAAGAAGCAAAGUUGUUAGAUAUCCUUAGAAAACAUAAAAAGGCCAUAGGUUGGACCAUGGGAGACAUUAAGGGAAUUAGCCCAACUGUGUGCAUGCAUAGAAUUCAUUUAGAAGAAAAUGCUAAGCCCUCCCGAGAAAGUCAAAGAAGAUUAAAUCCAAACAUGAAAGAGGUAGUAAGAGAUGAUGUAAUAAAAAUGUUAGAUGUAGGGAUCAUUUACCCUAUUUCUGACAGUCCAUGGGUUAGUCUAGUUCAAGUUGUUCCAAAAAAGUCUGGGAUCACUGUUGUUAAAAAUGAACAAAAUGAGUUAAUCCCUACUAGAGUCUAA
Cannabis sativa is the source of this 1629-nucleotide messenger RNA. RefSeq lists its product as uncharacterized. NCBI's taxonomy places the organism in Eukaryota, Viridiplantae, Streptophyta, Magnoliopsida, Rosales, Cannabaceae. The transcript has a single exon. The record is from RefSeq and is a predicted model, not a curated record. The coding region runs from base 1 to 1629 and encodes 542 amino acids.